AUGCCGCCCAAGCGCCGCCUGCCCAUCCACCAGAAGGAUGCCGCCCGGGAGAUCGCUGAGACCCCAGGUCCCGAGCCCUCCUCUUCAUCCCCCUCCUCCCCUCCUGCCCAAAAGGCCAAGCGUGAGGAAGAGCGCCCCGUCUCGCUCCGCAACGCCCCCGGCAAUGUGCGCUGGGUUGACGGCGAUCUCAACGGCAACGUCGCUGGCAUCGCGUCCAUUGCCUUUGUCGCCGUCUCCAUGCUGGAGACCCUUUCGGCUGGCAACGCUGACGCAGCCGAUCGCGAUGAGAUCAAGACGAUGCUCAAGUACAUCGGGGGCGCCGACGCCCUUGACCAGUUCCGCAAGAACAUCCACGACAAGUUUGGCUCUUUCGGCCCCAAGCCUACCGUGUUCCGCAACUUCUUUGAAGGAAAGGCCUGGGAGGCCAACAAAGAUGUCGACAUCGCCGAGACCCAGGGUGAGCCCACCGGAGGACGCGAGGCGAGCGUUGAGCUGGGCUCGACGCCCGCGCCGACCACUUUGACGGAGGGAACCACCACCGCCGGACGUGAGGGCGCGGGCAGCGCUGAGCUGGGCGCCGCUCCUCAGGAGGCCGCUGCUACGCCUGUCGUGAUUCCAAGCGACCCGGAGACCAGCGACGAGCCGCUCGACUCCAGUGACGAGCCUCUGGCGUUGAAGAGGGCCAAGGCUGCUGAGAAGGCGGCGGUUACCAGCAAGUAUUUUGGUGCUGGAGGUGCUGGAGGAGCCGGUGGAAAGGCCUAA
Trichoderma citrinoviride is the source of this 762-nucleotide messenger RNA. RefSeq lists its product as hypothetical. The transcript has a single exon. NCBI's taxonomy places the organism in Eukaryota, Fungi, Ascomycota, Sordariomycetes, Hypocreales, Hypocreaceae. The record is from RefSeq and is a predicted model, not a curated record. Bases 1 to 762 code for a protein of 253 amino acids.